CAGCAAAGGAUACAAGCAAAAAAGUCAGCGCAAUAGAAGAGAGAGAAGAGACGAAAAAGAGUAAUCAACAGACAGUAAGGAAUAGGAAAAAUAAACAAAACGGAAGUGGGAACGUCAGAAAAGAGCAUGUAUCAAACCAGAAAUAUAAGGAAAAACAGGAGAAGCAAGGGAAACAAAAAUCAAGUCAAUAUCAAACAGAAGAGCACAGAAAGGAAGAGCAAGAGACAGAAAGAACACUACGGGAGACUGACGAGAUGAAGGGAAUGAAAAAAAGAGAUAAGAAGGAACAAAAACAGGAACCAGAGACAACCGGGAAGGAGAACAAACGAGAAAGAUUAGGUGGUAAAGUUAAAGAGAGAAAAAUACGACAAGGCACCGGAAAUAACAUCGGCAAACGACAGAGUAUCAAAGAAGCACGAGAGGAAGAAAGAAAGAAACGGAGAAAAACCAGAACAGGGCAGUAUCAAGAGCUAAUAAAAGAAAAAGAGGAUGAAGAGAAGGGAGUAACAGAAGGAAAUGAGAAACACGACGGUAAGAAGAAAACGGUAGAAAACCAACGAAUAAGCAACACAAGGGCAACAGGAGAAAAAAACACAUUAGAGAAGCAUACACUAAGACAAGGAAAGGGAGAAGAAGCAAUGAACAAGAAGGCAACAGACAGGAAAGAAAUAGGAAAGGAAAGUGAUAGAAGAAUACAACAAAUAAGUAGUAAAAAUCAACGAGAAGAAGGAAUAGACGAAACAAAAAGUAAAGAAAAUAACAUAACAAGAAAAGACAAAAGAAGAGAGAAAAGAACAAUAGAGAUAGAAAA
Molecule: messenger RNA, 811 nt
Organism: Racocetra fulgida
Lineage: Eukaryota; Fungi; Glomeromycota; Glomeromycetes; Diversisporales; Gigasporaceae
Source: the annotation of a GenBank genome assembly